Aspergillus neoniger CBS 115656 is the source of this 920-nucleotide messenger RNA. Its product is annotated as Zn(II)2Cys6 transcription factor domain-containing protein. Lineage: Eukaryota; Fungi; Ascomycota; Eurotiomycetes; Eurotiales; Aspergillaceae. Gene Ontology annotation, biological process: regulation of DNA-templated transcription. Gene Ontology annotation, molecular function: zinc ion binding; DNA-binding transcription factor activity, RNA polymerase II-specific. The record is from RefSeq and is a predicted model, not a curated record. The transcript is spliced from 4 exons. The coding region runs from base 34 to 681 and encodes 215 amino acids.
CCUGAACUCAUCAUUCGUUAAUCUAUCCAUCCAAUGACUGCAGAUCCUUCGCAGUACACCAGUGGGCGUUCUCUUUUACUAUGUCAUCAUAAAGGGAAGAAGACCCUCGUUGCUUGUGACCAGUGCCAUCGCCAUAAGCUCAAAUGCUCGCCUCGAUCCCAAGGAUGCGCCCGCUGUCAUCGGAUACAGUGCACUUCCAGUCGCCCGAUUAUGAGACGCGGAAGGCGACCAACUAGACAAACGCCCCCAGUCAUACCUCCUCAACUAUCGGAACAUCCAUUGUCGGAUGCACCUGAUUAUCCUGUAUUGGACUGUCUUUGCAGUCUGCAGAUUUUGACGUCGGAACAAGCCACGCCCAGCGCUUCCCCGCUUCAACUUUCACGUUUCGAGGCCUGUCGUCUGUUGGAGCACUUCUAUGCUUCACCCAAUCAAGAAUUUCAUGCCUUACUCAUCCGAAAAUGCAGACUCCUAGAUCAGUGUGCCCCAAGGCCCAUACUGCCAACCCUGCUACUUUCAAUCCUAUGUACGAUUACGGACUUCUCCCGAGCAAUGAACCUUCAGCCAUCUUAUACGCUACAGGUGUCGCUUGUUUCAUGCCGUCGGCGGAGCAGUCACUUUAUGUAUCCGAACGAACAGUUAAUCAGCGGAUGGCUCAAGGACGCUAUCUCCUUGACAAGCUAAUACAGCAUUUUCACCCCAGGACAUUACCCGAUACUAAUCAUGUGCUCGAUGACGCCUUAACGGCAUUUAUUAUGACAAGUAUCGCCCCGAGCGAAAGAUCGGUCGAGUCGAGUUUGCAAUACUGGCUUAUAUUUCUCAGAUUUGUUGUUCAAAAGUUGGAGCUACACAAAGAUGUACCCAAUCUUAGUCAGGAUGAUAAAGAGGAACGGAGGAGGUUUGUCCUUAAUGCCAGAAUAUAC